Molecule: messenger RNA, 2477 nt
Organism: Vigna angularis (adzuki bean)
Lineage: Eukaryota; Viridiplantae; Streptophyta; Magnoliopsida; Fabales; Fabaceae
Exons: 8
Coding region: 21-2456 (811 amino acids)
Source: RefSeq, a predicted model, not a curated record
GACCCGUGCAGUACAGGUGGAUGUAUCCCUUUGAAAGGUUUAUGGGAGAAUCCAAACGCUCAGUUAAAAAUAAAGCUAGAGUGGAAGGGUCAAUUUGUGCAGCUUACUUGCACAGAGAGACAACUUAUUUUUGUUCACAUUAUUUCAAGAACUUCAUGUUGUCUCCCACUCAUGUCAGAAAUGAAAUGCAAUGGCAAGUUGAACCACGUGAAGGUGCAUUAUCAGUUUUCCGACAAUCAGGCCGUCACGCAGGGAAAGAAUUCACUCACUGGUUAACUGAUGCUGAAUUCAACUCUGCUCAUGUCCAUGUCUUGAUCAAUUGCAGUGAAGUAAAGCCGUACCUUGACUCAUUUGUUGUGGCUGAGCAAGUCGCAGAAGGAAAUACUUCUGCUAGAAUACACUCAGAGUUUCCGCAUUGGUUUAGAAAUCAGGUUUUUAAUCAGGCAUUAACUCCCACGGUUCAAGAGUUAAGACAUCUCUCCAAUUGGCCAAUGAGAUGUGUCAAAGAAUGGCACACUUACUUCAUCAAUGGUUACAAAUUCCAUACACAUGAAUGGUCUAAAGGAAAGAAAACAUCAAAUUGUGGUGUGUAUGUCAAGGGCCUAACAGAGGGGUCUUAUGAUGAUUUCUACGGCAUCAUUCAUAAAAUAUAUGAGUUAGAGUACAACAGCACUACUUCUCCAAACAGAGUGGUACUCUUCUAUUGUGAAUGGUUUGAUCCUUCUAGAGCUGGUACUAGAGUCGAUCCACGCUUUAAUAUUGUCGAACUGAACCAGAGAUUAAGAUAUGGGCCUUUUGAUCCUUUCAUUCUACCAUCUAAUGUGAGACAGGUUUAUUAUGUGCCAUAUCCACCAUUUCGCAAUAUUGACAAGCGUGGUUGGGCCGUAGCAAUACAAACGAAGCCUAGAGUAAUGACAGGACAAGGUACAGAGCGUCCUAAUAAAGGAAAAGGGGUAGCAAGGCCUACAAAGAGGAAACGGCAGGCACCAAAGUAUGUACUUAGGGUGCCUGCUAGACUACCUACCCCUGCUCCCGGUAGUUCAUCAUCUGUGGGGCCUCCUCCUACCCCUAGUAUACAGACUCCUACACCAGCAGUAGACCCUACUCUUCCUCCUCGUGCAGUACACCCUUCUACUACCACUGCAGUAGACCCUUCUCCUCCUCCUGCAGCACACCCUUCUACAACCCCUGCAGCAGACCCUCUUCCUCCUCCUCUUAUUGCCACCCUCACUCCUCCCCCUAUUGUUAUUACCCCCACUCCUCUCCCUGACCCUACUUCUAUACCUUCCUCAUCUUCUGUACCUCCUUCUGAGACUGUCACACCACUUGGUGAUCCAGAUUCAAGUGGUGAUGCUGAAGAUCUUGACCCGCCCCUCCAUGAUCGACCAUGGAUUGAGCCCUAUGGUAAAGGGUUUAUUCCAUCUAGGGUUGCUUCCCAGGCCAUCACACGUUCAAUAAAGCAACAGUUUUUAACUCCAUGGCCUACUUGGGGAGCAAUACCUCAUGACGACAGAAAGCCAUUCUGGCAGCGCUUUCAGAUGAAGGUGCAGUGGAAACCUGAACAUGAAACUCAGAUACACAGAAAUUUCCACAUGAAAGCAUCUCAUCGGCUGUCAGAGAUGUUUAGGGAUGCCCGGAUUGCAGGACAGCGCCCUAACUGGCUGGGUGAGCACAUUUGGAACUCUUUACUGGCCCAUUGGAAUACAGUAGAGUUCCGCAAUAAGUGUGCCAAAGCCCAGCGGAACAGAGCGUCUGAAAGGGGUGGCACCCUGCAUACUGGUGGGUCGAUCACCAUUCAUGAGCAUGCCAUUCGUAUGGCACAGGCUCUAGGACGGGCGGUCCAUGUUGAUGAGGUCUUUGCACAGACUCACGUUCGGAAGGGAACUAAUCAAUUUGUUGAUGAAAGAUCUCGGAAGACUCAUGAAGACUUUUCUACGAGACUUUCACAGGUUAGAUCUGAACAUGAGUCAGCUCCUACACCGGAUGAUGCCAGUAAUGCAGAUGAUGACAUCCGUAGGACGCAGUGCUGGAUCGACACCGUUGGUGGGAAGAAAAAGGGACGAGUCUAUGGUGCGGGACAGCUUGCUGCAAACUAUACAGCAUCCAGAGGAGGUACUCUGAAGCACCAGCCUUCUUCUUCCACCAGUACUCCUGACGAGGUUCUUCAACUCAGGCGGGAACUCCAUGAACGUGACCAGGAGCUCACUGAUCUCAGAGCAGAGUUUACAAAUUUGAAGGCCCUGGUCAUGACUGUCUUGCCUCAAACCUCACAGGACGUACAAAAUAUCCCUCCCACCCAAUCACGACCUUCCUCAUCACCUGCUGCCACUCAGCAGCCCACUUCAGUCCAACCCUCAUCAGUCCAACCCUCAUCAGUCCAACCCACACCAGUCCAGCCAUCAAUAGAGGAGCAGGAUGAUGAAAAUCAUUCUGAUGAUAGUUAUGUACAUUAUUAGGUUUCAUUUUCUUAUUACUUG